ACGGUGCAGGGGGACGUCACCUAAUCGAGGCUGUUCGAAACGGGAAAGGAGUGUCUAGUCGAUGCCAAAGUUUCAGAUUCCUGCUACCUUUUUCCUGGCAGGGACACUUCCUGGUUCGAUAUCCAAGCGCGGAGCGCGUUGCCCGUGGAGCGGCCAAUGGAACUUGCAAAAGAUCUCCUCCUGCUUGGCUUUAUUCCUUUUUCAUUUUAAAAAUACUUCAACUUUAAAAACCAAGACGGCCGUUUCCAAAUUGCUGCUCUCAAUGCCUUCCUCUGCGGAGAUAGAAUAAACAAGAAGCCGCGGGAGCGCCAUGGGGAAUUUCAUCCGCACUCACUGUGUUUGGCUCAAGUGCAUCUGCCCCUGUGUCUUCCAGAAACCCAAGCCAGAGACGGGGCUGCCCAUUCCUGAAAUCGUCAGUUAUCCAACGAUGGGGCGUCCGCUGCCCCCGGAGCCGGCGCCGACGCCUCAGUUCGCCGAGCGAUGCAGGACCUACUUGGCUCUGUACGACUACUCUGCUCGCACGCCCGAGGACCUGAGCUUCGAGGCCGGCGAAAGGCUGGAGGUGACCGAUCAAUCACUGGAGAACUGGUGGCUGGCUCGCUCGCUGAAGCGAGGGGAGGAGGGCAGGCAAGGAUACAUCCCCAGCAACUACGUGGCGCUCGACUGCAGCAUAGAGGCAGAGCCAUGGUUCUUUGGAGGAAUUAAACGAAUAGAUGCAGAGAAACAAUUGUUGAUGGCAGGAAAUAGGAAUGGCUCCUUCAUUAUCCGAGAAAGUGAAAGCAAGAUGGGUGACUUCUCACUCUCAGUUCGUGAUGGAGAUACUGUGAAACAUUAUAAAAUCAGACGGUUGGAUGAAGGAGGCUUUUUCAUUGCAAGAAGAUCAACAUUUAAAACGUUGGCAGAAAUGGUUUACAACUACAUGCAGAAGCAAGAUGGCUUGUGUACAAAGCUUGAGGCACCAUGCCAGAAGCUGGAAACGCCGGUAACAGUCGGAUUAUCCUACAACACUGUGGAUCAAUGGGAAAUCCCUCGAACCUCUCUGAAAUUAAUAAAGAAAUUGGGUGCUGGAACCUUUGGAGAAGUAUGGCAAGGCGUUUGGAAUGACAGAACGCAAGUUGCCAUAAAGACAUUAAAAACCGGUACGAUGGCCAAGCAGGACUUCCUAAGGGAAGCACAAUUAAUGAAAUUAUUAAGACAUCCCAAGCUAAUUCAGCUGUAUGCUGUGUGCACUGUUGAAGAGCCAAUUUACAUUAUUACCGAAUUAAUGAAAAAUGGCAGCUUGCUUGACCACUUACACAAAAAGCAGGGAAUGAGUUUGACCAUAAGUGACCUACUGGAAAUGUCGGCGCAAGUAGCUUCAGGAAUGGCAUAUCUGGAAGUUCAAAAUUAUAUUCAUCGUGAUUUAGCUGCCAGGAAUGUUCUGGUUGGGGAGAACAACAUCUGUAAGGUAGCUGAUUUUGGACUUGCCCGAGUUUUUAUGGCAGAAGAUGAAAAUAUUUAUGAAGCAAGGGAAGGAGCAAGAUUUCCUGUGAAGUGGACUGCACCAGAAGCCAUCCAUUCAAAUAAGUUCAGCAUCAAAUCAGAUGUUUGGUCCUUUGGAAUACUGCUGUAUGAAAUGAUCACUUACGGAAAGAUGCCGUAUCCAGGGAUGACAAAUUAUCAAGUAAUCCAGGAGUUGGCAAAAGGAUACAGAAUGCCUUGCCCUGCAGAAUGCCCCCCGCCACUGUAUGAAAUCAUGAUAGAUUGUUGGAAAGACAAAGAUUGUGAACGGCCAACAUUUGAGACCCUCCAAUGGAAGCUGGAGGACUUCUUUGAGACUGAUCUUUCAGCCUACACAGACGCUCAAGCUUUUGUUAGUUAAUAUCAGCAAACAUUGAUGAUUUAGUGCCUGCAAUGAAUAGAACUGAUUUAAUAUUCAAAUCUUGGAUUUUGUUAAAUAAUCUAAUGGCUUUGAUUUUAGGCUGGUACGUACGCAUGUCAAACAGCUAUGAGUUCAUGCACUUGCCCAACGGCUAUAAAGGAUUCCAUGUCAUUGAAGUUAAUUUGCACAUUAUUUUUGAAGGAAGUGUACUGAAUCUUGUUGUUUUUAAUAAGUAGCUAGAGUGACAUCAUCGAAGUGGACUAUAUUAAUGAAGAGGCCAAUCAGCACUCCAUGUUUUGUGAAAAAAAAGGUUUCUGUUUUGAAUAUGCUGAGAUAAAGGAUAUGCACAAAUGGUUGGAGGGAAUAACGCAACGUUAUUUUCUGGUUCAAAGAGUCCGUCUUUUCUUUAGCAUAACAAUAAUCACUUGGACUAGCUUCUGGAAAUGUCCCCUAGCUGUUGGAGAUGAAGGGGGGGGGGGGGGGGAAUGUUUGUGAAAAGUUAGGG
Molecule: messenger RNA, 2366 nt
Organism: Amblyraja radiata (thorny skate)
Lineage: Eukaryota; Metazoa; Chordata; Chondrichthyes; Rajiformes; Rajidae
Gene: frk
Product: fyn-related Src family tyrosine kinase
Exons: 8
Coding region: 311-1861 (516 amino acids)
Biological process (GO): protein phosphorylation
Molecular function (GO): ATP binding; protein tyrosine kinase activity; protein binding
Source: RefSeq, a predicted model, not a curated record